AAUUUAUAUAUAUGUAUUCCAGUCCUGGCCUGCAGAUUAAUUUAACCCGAAUAAGUCCUUUUCAUUCCAGUUGAGAAUUUGUAUUCAACUAAACAUUUUGGACUUUGCUAGUGUCUUAAUGUUUCUGAGUUUAUUUUUUUUUUUGGAGGUUGGUCUGAUAUGGCGCUCAAUCUCUCUACUACCUGUGAAAGCUGUAAGGAUGAAAAUGGCAGUCCACCACCACCAUCAUUCAAAGAGAUCAUCUCCACUCAUCCUACAGAAAAUGGGUGGAAAGUUUUCCAGCAUCUUUGUUUCUACCAAGGUUUUUGGUGCUUCCCUCUUCACCUCGAAGGAGCCAUGUUUGCUCAACACCAUUUCAAGGCUCAAGCUACUGAUGUUUUCUUGUGUAGUGCUCCCAAGACGGGAAACACUUGGCUUAAGGCCCUCAGUGUCGCAAUCGUCACUAGAAAUGAUAACUCCAACAACAAACUCUUGCUCAACAAGGUCCCCCAUGAGUGCAUCAUGUUCUUGGAAAAGGAUCUCAUCAAGAAUCCAACUGCUCAAUCCGAUGAAGGCAGGCUCCCUCUUGUGGCCACUCACCUGCCUUACACUGCUUUGCCUAAAUCCAUCCUCCAUUCAGGUUGUAAAAUGGUCUAUAUUUGCAGGGAUCCUAAAGAUGCAUUUGUUUCCUUGUGGCACUUUGCAAGGGGUAUAAAAAUCAACAACAACCCUGAUCUCCCCAUUGAUGUUGCCUUUGAGUUGUAUUCCCAAGGAAAAUCAAAUUUCGGUCCUUAUUGGGACCAUGUUUUGGGGUACUGGAAAGCAAGCCAAGAAAACCCAGAAAAGGUCCAUUUCAUGAGAUAUGAAAAUCUAUUGACAGACACCAUUUCUGAGGUGAAAAGGUUGGCUGAGUGCUUGGGGUACCCUUUCUCCUUCGAGGAAGAAAAACAAGGGUCAGUGGAGAAACUUGUCAACUUAUGCAGCUUACAAAAUCUGAGCAGCUUGGAGAUCAACAAGAAUGGGAAAUAUGGAGAUGCUGAAAGGGGAAUUAAUAACAAUGUUUACUUCCGAAAAGGGAAGAUCGGGGACUGGAUGAACUAUCUCACCUCUGAGAUGGGAGAGAAACUGGACAACAUCAUGGAAGAAAAGCUAAGUGGGUCAGGGUUCACAUUUCGUGAACCCAAUUAAACCACUAAAACCUGCUCCAGUUACUAGUUUUUUAUCUUGCACUCUUUAGGGUUUGAAUAAAUCUGAGCUUGCUGCUUGAAUAAUGGCUGCAAAUUUCGAGCAUUGCUUUUCUCUACCUGUUGAAAUUGCAGGGUUGCAUUUCAACGUGUUGUUUGAAGUUGCAAGGCAAGGGUUUUCAAGUUAUUUGUCAUUUUCGACAUGUUGAUAUUGCAGGUGUCGUAUGUUUUCUGUAUGAAUUGAUGAUUAAAUUAAUCCAUCUUCAACUUUUCAUAA
Molecule: messenger RNA, 1440 nt
Organism: Gossypium arboreum
Lineage: Eukaryota; Viridiplantae; Streptophyta; Magnoliopsida; Malvales; Malvaceae
Product: flavonol sulfotransferase-like
Exons: 1
Coding region: 160-1167 (335 amino acids)
Biological process (GO): sulfation
Cellular component (GO): cytoplasm
Molecular function (GO): aromatic desulfoglucosinolate sulfotransferase activity
Source: RefSeq, a predicted model, not a curated record